AAAUGCAAAGAAUGGAUAAAGGACCUCACGGAAAAAUAACUUUCCUCGAGUGUCCAUGUUUAACGUCAUGGAAAUGCUUAGUCUUAUUCCUUGCAGAACGGAAGAGAGUGGCUAGGACUUGCCUAUGAUGUGCUUCGUUGUCAGUCACAGUUGUUUUGUUGUUGGCUACUCCCUUCUUUUUUUCUAAGGUAUCAAGAUGAAGAUGUGCGAGAACCUGUUUAACAAGGAAAAUGGAGCAAGUUUCCAAAGGAAUGUGGAGCAAAACUGAACUAGCACAAGGAUAGCCUAACUACUCCCCCCUCUCAGCGUUUGCAUUUGAAGCACCUUGUUAUGGAAUAUAAUAUUUAGAGAUCUCUAGAUCAUGUCUGUAGGAUGUACGGCAAAUCUGUUUUGGAAUAUUACAUUACGCAAUGGUAGCUCGAAUCCCGUGGAUUACAACGACCAUACGAUCUGAAUUGCUUGUCGAUGAAAACCGAUGUUUGUAGGCUAUUGCUUGGAGGAAAAAGUUUCCACACAGCAUAAGAAGAUCAAUGAUGUUUUCAAACAUCCAAGCUUUGUCAUCAACCUAUUUUAAAUAACUGGAACAAAAGAAGUGAUGCUUUAUGAAAUUAUGGAACGUUAUCAGUAGGAUUCUGAAACUGAUACGUCCAUUGUUGAGCACGGUCACCGCAGUAGGCUAUAUGAAGUUAUUUUAUAGCAGCUGGAAGAAGACAUUUUAGCUAAAACCUACAAAUCUAUCGCUAAAUAGGAAAAGCGUGUGUUUAUGGACAUAAUGGUUUACGAAAUGCUACAUUCUGUUUUAUGAAAGGUCAAUACGAUUAUUUAAAGAGUAGGCUACUGUACUCUCUUCAGCUUUUGUGUAAUCUGACCCUUCUGUUGGUGCCAUUUGAGCUUUAAAUCAUUAAUUUGAUAAAAACGUAUGUCACACUUCAGAAAAGUGUUAUGUGAGCAUGCUGCGAUUACAUGAGCAGUAGCAGCAUAAUGAUGAUUUGAGGCAGGGUGCAAUUUAUGUGCAGAUGCUUUUUCACAGCUUUUGAGUCAAAAUGUCAGUGAAAGCCAAGGCCCUUUACACUUUCCAAAGCGAAAACAAAGAAGAGAUCAGCAUCCAGGAGAAUGAAGAGCUUGUUAUCUUUAACGAGCACUCUGUGGAUGGUUGGCUACAAGGGGAGAACAGUCGAGGGGAGAAAGGCCUCUUCCCUGCCUCCUAUGUGGAGAUCGUCCGUCCUCGAUCCAACUCAAACCUGACAGACUGCUCCAUAAGCCCAGCUGGUUCUCUAGGUAAUGACUCCUCCUACUUCACCUCUGCCCCAAACACCCCAUUUCACAUGGAGCAGAGGUACUAUGAUGACGAGGACGACGACUGGGAUGACUGGGACGACAGCUCCACCGUGGUGGAAGACGAAGACCCCAGGAGGGGAAGUGGGGCGAACGGACAUUCUCAUCAGAACCCGCACUCCAACAACCCCAAUGUCCACUACCGUGCUAAACCUUACAUGGAGAGGCAGGACAGUAUUUCCAGCUCGCGGAAGGGCAGCAUGGUGGGCAGGAACUUGAACCGGUUCUCAAGCUUUGUGCGCUCAGGGGUAGAGGCGUUUGUAUUGGGCGAUGUCCCUAUGAUGGCCAAGAUAGCUGAGUCAUACACCAUUGAGAUGGGCCCAAAAGGGCCCCAGUGGAAAGAGAGCCCUCAGCCUUUCUCCUGUUCUGUGGAGGACCCUACCAAACAGACCAAGUUCAAAGGCAUCAAGACCUAUAUAUCUUACCGGGUCACCCCCAGCCAUACAGGGCGACCUGUCUACCGCCGGUACAAGCACUUCGAUUGGCUAUACAACCGUCUGCUGCAUAAGUUCACCGUCAUCUCUGUGCCUCACCUGCCGGAAAAACAGGCCACAGGACGUUUUGAGGAGGACUUCAUCGAGAAGCGCAAAAGACGGUUGGUCAUCUGGAUGGACCACAUGACCAGUCAUCCUGUCCUUUCACAGUACGAGGGCUUGGAACACUUCCUCAUGUGUGCUGAUGACAAGCAGUGGAAGCUGGGAAAGCGGCGGGCGGAGAAAGAUGAGAUGGUGGGUGCCCACUUCAUGCUGACCUUUCAGAUACCCAACGAGCACCAGGACCUGCAGGAUGUGGAGGAGCGAGUGGACACCUUCAAGUCCUUUGCUAGGAAGAUGGAUGAAAGCGUCAUGCAGCUGACCCACGUCGCCUCAGAACUGGUUCGAAAACACCUUGGUGGCUUCAGGAAAGAGUUUCAGCGCCUGGGAAAUGCGUUCCAGUCCAUCAGCCAGGCGUUCGUGCUUGACCCUCCUCACAGCUCGGAUGCCCUCAACAAUGCCAUUUCACACACAGGCCGCACUUAUGAGAACAUUGGGGAGAUGUUUGCAGAGCAACCUAAGUAUGAUCUCUUCCACAUGCUGGACAGACUGUCACUCUACCAAGGCCUGCUUGCAAAUUUCCCAGACAUAAUUCAUCUGCAAAAAGGUGCGUUUGCCAAGGUGAAGGAGAGCCAGAGGAUGAGUGAUGAAGGGAAGAUGGAGCAGGACGAGGCGGAUGGUGUUCGCAAGCGCUGCCGAACGGUGGGGUUUGCUUUGCAAGCUGAGAUGAACCACUUCCAUCGGCGCCGGGAAGUGGACUUCAAGGAGAUGAUGCAGGCCUACCUCAAAGAGCAGAUCGCCUUCUAUCAGCGCGUGGGCCAGCAGCUGGAACGCACCCUGCACAUGUACGACACCCUGUAGAGCAAAGGUCGUGCCCAUGUCUGUCUGGUUAACAGUGACUGCCCUGUCCAAAUAGCAUUCAUGGUUUUCUAACCAGCCUUACAAUACUGGGAAUUGGGUUUUGGAUAUGGUUGAACAAUGCAAUCACAACACAAUGGUAGCAUUUUUUUAAGAGGUUGACAGCUUAUAACUAGAAAAUCUUACCCUAACCCUAUUUUACUUGUUAGAGGCAAAGUGUGAGUUUCAUGCCAGAUGUGAGAGAUUUGGCAUCCCAGAUGGAUAACGCCUCCCAGACAUAGAACAUGUAGCUUGUUUUUGCAUACAUUUCCAGGGAGUGUCAUGUUAUGCACAUUUUCUGUUCAAGGCAUUUAGAAGAAUCUUUAUAGGCUCCAGUUAGCAUUAGCCCUCCAAACUUUGAACCAGCUAUUUACAGCAGCAAAAACUUCACAAAACCCACAUUAUGACUGUCUUUCAGGCCUUGGGUCACAAUUUCUUAUACAAAAGCACUGGCCAAACGUAACAAAUAGAUGGAGUAAAUUAUUUACUUGUGAUGUUUAAUUCUGUCACAUAUGUGCAUUGAAUUACCUGCAGUUUGAUUUAAAUCAAAUGGUUGGUGACACUAUGAACACUUGAAUCUCAAGGUAUGGGUGAAGUGGGCUUUUCAGGGACAAGUGGAUGUAAAUAUGAGUCGUGAUUUACUAACAUUUCAACAACAUUUCUCAUAUUCCACAUCCACUUAAACCUAGAAAACACAACUCCCCAUACCCAUAAUCCACUUGUGUAAUAACUUAGUUAUAUCAUACUGUACUUUGUAAUUUCAUAGCAGUUCGAUAUAACUUAUUAUUACCACAGGUUUUACAAUGUAGUUGCUUGGUGUAAGGCUUUAUAAUGUGUUCUGCUAUACUAGUACAUGAAACGCCCAAAAGCCACAACACAAGCUCUGUUAAAAAAAGUAGAUUCUGGUAUGUUACCCUCAUGCAGUGCGGUGAUCAAGUAAUAUGUGGAAAAGUUGUAUUUCUUGGCAGGGACAAUUUACAGUUUAAAUACAAACAUUAUGAUGCUUGAAGAGAACAACUAAGGGCUCAGCUGAUUGGAUGAUGUAGCCUUACUGUCUUUGUCCUCAAGUUCAUAUCCUAGACAAGCCAGGAUUGUGCCUGUUGAAGGUUAGUGGGUUACAAGCAACUGUAGAAGCUUCAGGUUAAUUAGUAGGGCUGUCAACUACAAUUUGAGGGCAAGGUGGAGGAUUUGACUGUGGCUCAAGAGCUUGCAGGUCCAAAUGCCCACCUGUGUGUUGCUGUUGGACCUGAAUGUUGCUUUAUAACACGUGCUUCAGAAGAAAUCCAGUUCUUGCUUAGCAACAGGCCAUCCUGAAACUCCCCCCAACUUCUAAAAAUGAUUCUACAGUCUAGCUUUGUGUUCUUCAACCUGAAGCUACCAAGUGAAAACUUGAAUAAUGUAGUACAAGGAAUACAUUUGAGAUAAGCGUGUCAGUUUUGGUGGUUACCUUUGACAGCCCUAAUAAUUACAAAUAUAAUGUUCUUUGUGUGGUUUUAGUUAAAGAAGUGCCUUAAGAAACCAAGGCAUGUUGUGUGUGUGUAUGGGUUCAAGACUUCAUCUGAUUCUUCUUUUUUGAAGAGAAAUGGAGCCCUGAAUUUCCUGUUCUUCAAUUUGCACAGUUCUUUAACUGGGGGACCUGUGUGUGUGCAUCAGAGAGAACAAGUUGAGAGUGCAUACAGGGGAAUGUGUACAGAAUGCUGUAUGUCCAAAUUAAACCAGUCUGUUAAUAACCUAAUAAUGAUUCCAAACAAAUGAUUGUCUCCAAAUAUAUAAUAUACUGAUUGGUUUUUAUCAAAGUAAACAUCAUAUAGGAAUGUGUGGUUGAGUUUUUUUCAGGUUUAUAUGAACCAAUCAGUUAAGGUGUAGCCACAACCUAAGACAGCUCCACAUUCAAGUUAUUUCAUGUAUUGCGCAACAGUUCAAGUCAUAUUUCUCUACCAGGUUUGUGAUUAUUUAACUAGUUAUUUUCUUUUGUGCUGUUUAGCAUUAUUAUUAGUAUUAUGCAAAGUGUUCUUAGACUACAGAAUAUGUGUCCUGUCUGAACAUGUGCAUUGCUUUUAAAUGAUCAGCUCUUAUUUCCAGUUAUACACUUGUAGGGUUGUAGUUAAAACAAUCCAAAAAAAACAAUAAUAGAUGGAAGUGCAUUAAUUAUAUGUUUAAAAUUCAUUCUGUGUAGAAUUGUAACAGUCACACCUGCCAAGAGCCCCCGUGUCAGCUCUGGGAAUGGUCUACAUGGUUCACAUUCCCAGGUGGGGGACGACAUUCCAGGUGUUGAAUCUCUUCAAAUCUUUUUUUUCUUUUCUUUCUUUUCUUUUCUUUCUUUUACCUUUUCUUCUGUUGUCUCUCUUUGCACAGUUGUGUUGCUCUAAGACCAAAGUAACCCCAUUACUUUCCACUGGACUUUUUUUUUAUGCUGAAGGGUCUUAAUUGUCUAUUGUUAACUCCCUCGAUUCUUAAGAAAGUAUUUUUUCUCAUUCGCUAUUUUAAUGCAAACGUGAGGAUUAAAAAAAAAACUUUGAAAUGGGAGAUGAGAAGGAUUUUCUUGACAUUUGCAAAACAUGUUGUCUUUUUUACGACAACCACUGGCAGCCUGAUAAUAAUGAAAUUCCCUAAAUGUUGACAGUAAUUUAGUGUUUGGUGAGGGGAAGCAUUUUCUGGUUGCACACAUGAUUUAAUCUUGAAGAGGAUGUGUGAAAUGGGGGCUGAUACAUGUUUAUCAGAGGAAGAGGACUAGUGUUACAGUUGGAGGCUCUACAUUUUAAUAAAAGAAAUAUAAUGAUGUGUUUUGUUCAUCUCUGCA
This is a messenger RNA of Osmerus eperlanus (European smelt), 5565 nucleotides long. RefSeq names its product sorting nexin 33 (gene snx33). NCBI's taxonomy places the organism in Eukaryota, Metazoa, Chordata, Actinopteri, Osmeriformes, Osmeridae. Gene Ontology annotation, cellular component: plasma membrane; cytoplasmic vesicle. Gene Ontology annotation, molecular function: protein binding; phosphatidylinositol binding. Gene Ontology annotation, biological process: protein transport; plasma membrane tubulation; mitotic cell cycle. The record is from RefSeq and is a predicted model, not a curated record. Bases 1044 to 2729 code for a protein of 561 amino acids. The transcript has 2 exons.